AUGACGCGCGCCCGGCGAUCGACCGCCGCCGCGCGAGGCGCUCGACCGCACCGCCGCGUGGCAGUGUCCGAGUCGUCGCUCUCUUCGCCGUCGUCCGAGGACGAUCAGGAGCUCGUGACCGACGCGCGUCGCCGCCGCGGGAAGCGCCACAAGCCCAGUGCGAUUCUGUCGCAGUUCACGAGUCUCGACGCGUUACUUCACGACGACUUGGCCGAGCGACGCAAGCGCGAGCACCGCGAGCAAAAGCUGAAGCAGAUGCGCGACGAGAGCGAGAAGAGCGCCGCAGCAGUUGGUGGCUCGUCGCCGCUGGGCCAAGUGAUGACGCACAUGGCCGUCAACAUGUCGACGCUCUCGGGGGACAGUGACCUCUUUGCGACGUCUGAAGUAACGGUUACGGAGAAGUUUGGCUAUGUGUUUACGCCCAUGAGAGAGCCGCUGCCGUACCGCACGUAUAAGGCGACAGAGAUGGAGCUGCAGAGCGAGAUGAAGCUCGUGUACGAGGCCAUGCAGUCGACGGACAGUGUUGAGCUGGGCGGGUUGCUGUGGUCCAAAGCGAUCCUGCUUUACUGCAGGCUCCAGUGCCAGCGCACAGCGACUGCACCUAGCGACUCGGACAGGACACCGAUUGUCUUGCCUUUGAAGAUCGGGUCGUGGCUAUUCAUGACCAUGUCAGCUCAUAGCGAAAGCCACGUGGUGGGAGGAUGUUUCAGCAACCUCUUUCUGAUCCAGAGCUCAACUGUGAACUCGUUGGUCCAACAGUUGAGCCAGGGACUUCCUGUGGCGUGUUUCUCUCACUCGAUCGAGGACUAUCGCUCAGCGUUUGGUGCGCAGGCCCCUCCUAUCGAAAUGGAAUGGAAACCGUCCAUUUACGAUUUCCUCAACGCCUUCCGCGCGUACGGUUUCCAGGAUAGCAAGCGGUCCAUGAGUGUAAAGAGCAAGAUUCCAGUGACACCGCCGUCUGCGACGAAAGCACGCGUGGUGCCGUUUCCGACUCUCAACAUGCACUACGUGCUGAUGUACCUCGUGCUUUGUUUGCGCACGAAAACGCUAACGUUGGAAGGUUACGACGCGUUCAGCUUUACCAUGUUUUUCUUGCGCAUGCAAUUCGAGGACGCCAUUCAUGCCAGCAUCGUCGAUGUGGCCACCCUCUGUAUCGAAGAGCUGCUCGACGUGUUUCCACGCACGGAGUGGCGGAGAGAAUGGGCACCGCAGCUUGUUCUUCGGAUCGCUGGAGCAGCGGAGGGUUUAUUUGACUCGGCAGCAGGAUGGCUUGCCGUCGCUCGUCGCAUUCCACGCACGAUGCGUGGUACGCAGCUUACCACUGGAUUGGCGAUCUACGUGCUGCAACACCGAAUCGACAAGAAAGCACAAGGAGCAACUUCCGAGAGACCUCUGAAGUUCCCGAUACAGAGCGGUCUCGUCGUUGACAUUGUGGCCGGGAUUGUCGAAGACUUGACACUCAAGUACGCGGAGACACGCAAGACUGGCAAGGCAUCGAAAAAGACGCCGCCCUUUGAUCUACUGUGUAAGAAGGUGGCAUUAAUGGAUUUAGCACUGCAGGCAUUUCUCAACAUCCUUACUCCAAAGGAGAUGCAAGUCAUGCUCAACAAGUUGGACCAGCUGGCUGACGCACACAGGUCCACCAUGUCAGCAAAAUGGCAUGAGCUCAAGACGCUAGUAAGUCUCAUGCAUCGCAAAUACUCGCUCGAGAAUUUGCGCAUUGGCCGGAAUGUAUCUCCAUCUGCAAAAGCCGUGCUGUUUUGUGACGAUAAUGACGAAAAGUAA
Messenger RNA from Hyaloperonospora brassicae, 1785 nucleotides. The record is from the annotation of a GenBank genome assembly. Lineage: Eukaryota; Oomycota; Peronosporomycetes; Peronosporales; Peronosporaceae.